CGCCCCCGGCCCUCCCCCGGCGGCAUGGCGGGGCCCGGCUCCUGACGGCCGCGCCGCCGCCUCGGCCCCCGCCCCGUCUCCUGGCCCCGCCUGGCCGCCCCCGCUCGCAUGUCCGCGCCGCCUUAGCCGAGGAUGCUGAGGAUGAAGCUGCCGCUGAAGCCGACGCACCCCGCGGAGCCGCCGCCAGAGGCGGAGAGGCCCGAGGCGGACUCGCGGCCGGGCGCGAAGGCACCGCAGCGCCGCCGCCGGGACUGCCGCCCCCCGCCGCCGCCGCCCGCGGGCCAGUCGCGGGGCCCCCCGCAGCAGCAGCAGCCGCCGCCGCCGCCCCGGGGGCUCGGGCCGCCUGUUGCUGGCGGAGCGGCGGCGGGGUCGGGCAUGCUGGGCAGCGGCGGCGGGCCCGCGGUGGCGCUGCGCGAGCAGGAGCGGGUGUACGAGUGGUUCGGGCUGGUGCUGGGCUCGGCGCAGCGCCUGGAGUUCAUGUGCGGGCUGCUGGACCUGUGCAACCCGCUGGAGCUGCGAUUCCUUGGCUCGUGCCUCGAGGACUUGGCGCGCAAAGACUACCACUACCUGCGCGACUCGGAGGCCAAGGCCAACGGCCUCUCGGACCCGGGGCCGCUGGCCGACUUCCGCGAGCCCGCCGUGCGCUCGCGCCUCAUAGUCUACCUGGCGCUGCUGGGCUCGGAGAACCGUGAGGCCGCCGGCCGCCUGCACCGCCUCCUGCCCCAGGUGGACUCCGUGCUCAAGAGCCUGCGUGCAGCCCGGGCCGAGGGCUCUCUGGGCGGCGCGGAGGACGAGCGCAGCGAGGACUGUGACGGCGAGGAGGACGCCCAGAAAGACGGGUCCGGGCCGGAAGGCAGCGGCGCGGAGUCCCGGGCCGGCAACGGGCUCGGCUUCAGGGCCCAGGAGGAGCUGCUGCUGCUCUUCACCAUGGCUUCCCUGCAUCCGGCUUUCUCCUUCCACCAGCGGGUCACCCUGAGGGAGCACCUGGAGAGACUCCGCAGCGCGCUCCGCGGGGGUUCCGAAGACGCGGAGGUGGAGGUUGGGCCGUGCAACUUUGCGGGCCACAGGGCCCAGAAUGACUCUGCUCAUGGUGAUUACAUGCAAAGUAACACGACCAGCUUCAUAGAACAAGCGCCAGUGCCCCAAGAUGGACUUACUGUGACACCUCACAGAGCCCAGCGAGAAGCUGUACACAUUGAGAAGAUAAUGUUGAAAGGAGUCCAGAGAAAAAGGGCUGACAAAUAUUGGGAAUACACCUUCAAAGUAAAUUGGUCUGAUCUUUCAGUAACAACAGUAACAAAAACCCACCAAGAACUACAGGAAUUUCUGCUGAAGCUUCCAAAAGAGUUGUCUUCAGAGACUUUUGACAAGACCAUCUUAAGAGCGCUGAAUCAGGGUUCCUUGAAAAGGGAAGAACGGCGACAUCCUGGUCUGGAGCCUGUCUUAAGGCAGCUAUUUUCAACUUCAUCACAAGCUUUUCUACAGAGUCAGAAAGUACACAGCUUUUUUCAGUCCAUAUCGUCAGAAUCUUUACACAGUCUGAAUAACUUACAGUCCUCUCUGAAGACGUCUAAGGUAUUAGAACACUUGAAAGAAGACAGCUCAGAAGCUUCAAGUCAGGAAGAAGAUGUGUUACAGCAUACCAUAAUCCACAAGAAACAUACUGGGAAAAGUACCAUCGUGAACACUAUUGGUACAAGUUGUUCUCCAUUGGAUGGGCUGGCUUUGCAGUGUUCUGAACAGAAUGGAAUCGUGGAUUGGAGGAAGCAGAGCUGCACCGCCAUGCAGCACCCAGAGCACUGUGGGACCUUAGCUAACCAGCAUUCAGCUGAAAAAUGGAGCUUAUCUUCAAUAAAUAAGAAGAAAGGAAAGCCACAAAUAGAAAAGGAGAAAAUUAAGAAAACUGACAACAGAUUGAAUAGUAGAAUAAAUGGCAUUAGGCUCUCCACUGCUCAGCAUGCCCAUGGUGGUGCCAUAAAAGGGUUGUUAUUUUUAGACGUGAAUUUGGACACUGGAUCUGGACAUGACACAUGUGGAGAAACAUCUUCAGAGAGUUACAGUUCUCCAUCUAGCCCACGACAUGAUGGGAGAGAAAGCUUUGAAAGUGAAGAGGAAAAAGAUAGAGAUACAGACAGCAAUUCUGAGGACUCUGGGAAUCCACCUACAACCAGGUUUACAAGUUAUGGUUCUGUCAACCAGACUGUCACUGUCAAGCCACCUGUUCAAAUUGCUUCAUUAGGAAACGAGAACGGAAGCCUUUUAGAGGAUCCCUUAAACUCGCCCAAGUAUCAGCAUAUUUCUUUUAUGCCAACUUUACACUGUGUCAUGCACAAUGGUGCCCAGAAGUCUGAGGUUGUUGUACCUUCACCCAAAUCUGCUGAAGGCAAAACAAUAGGAAUGCUUGUUCCUAGUCCUGUUGCUCUUUCUGCAAUAAGGGAGUCCACAAAUUCAGCCCCUGUAGGAAUACUCGCACCAACGGCUUCUACUGGCGAGUCUGAAAAGCACCUCGAAUUACUGGCUUCCCCUUUACCAAUUCCAUCAACUUUCCUUCCCCACAGUGGCACCCCUGCUUUGCAUCUCACAAUUCAGAGGCUGAAGGUAGCACCGCCACAAGGAUCUUCUGAGAGUUGCACAGUUAAUGUCCCCCAGCAACCAGCCGGGAGUCUGAACAUCGGAUCACCAAACACUGCCUUUAUUCCUGUCCAUAACCCAGGUAGUUUUCCAGGAUCUCCCGCUGCUACCACGGAUCCCAUCACAAAAUCUGUAUCCCAAGUGGUAGGACUAAAUCAAAUGGUGCCUCAAAUGGAGGGAAACGCAGGGACAAUCCCUCAGCCUACCAAUGUGAAGGUAGUUCUUCCAUCAGCUGGCCUCUCAGCUGCACAGCCACCAGCUUCCUACACUUUACCGGGCUCUCCCCUUGCUGCCAGUGCAUUACCCAACCAGAAUUCCAACGUGCUAAACACAGCGGCCACUUCCACUCAGUCCCCGAGUGCGGGCCUCAGUCAGGUCCAGGCCACGGUUCCUCCCGCAGUUCCUACCCACACCCCAGGCCCUGCCCCCUGCCCCAGCCCUGCGUUGACACACAGUACUGCACAGAGUGACAGCACGUCUUACAUCAGUGCUGUGGGAAAUACGAACACUAAUGGGACAAUAUUGCCACCCCAGCAGAUGGGCUCAGGUCCGUGUGGUUCUUGCGGGCGAAGGUGCAGCUGUGGGACCAAUGGAAACCUUCAGCUAAACAGUUACUAUUACCCUAAUCCAAUGCCCGGACCAGUGUACCGAGUCCCGUCAUUCUUUACUCUGCCAUCCAUUUGCAAUGGCAGCUACCUCAACCAAGCACAUCAGAGCAAUGGAAACCAACUUCCUUUUUUUCUGCCUCAGACUCCAUAUGCAAAUGGACUGAUGCAUGACCCAGUCAUGGGGAGCCAAGCCAACUAUGGCAUGCAACAGAUGGCAGGAUUUGGGAGAUUCUAUCCUGUAUAUCCAGCACCCAGUGUAGUUGCCAACACCAAUGGUUCGGGGCCCAAGAAGAAUGGGAAUGUUUCAUGUUACAAUUGUGGUGUGAGCGGGCACUAUGCACAGGACUGUAAGCAGUCGUCCAUGGAGGCCAACCAGCAAGGCACUUACAGACUGAGAUACGCACCUCCCCUCCCCCCUUCUAGUGAUACGUUGGAUUCUGCAGACUGAAACAAGUAAAGCCUCCUUAACACACUGAAGUGGGGGCGAGUUACGGUGGGGUGUGGAGGGGAGGAAAGGAAAGGUAUUUUGUUGUUUGUUUUUUUUUGUCUUUACAUUUCCUAGAUUUCUAUGCAGUUGGGGCUUUUCACUUCUCUUGUCCCAAUGUCCAAAACAAAAGAAGAAUGCAUUGCUUUUGAGCCUCUGGUCUCCUGGUUCAACAACAGGCUUAUAUGUAUGAUACAUGUAAUUUAAACAUCCAAACAAACUGUCAAAAGGAAAAUGUUGUGUGCUUUUUGUUUUCUUGUUACACUGAAUACUUGCUGUGUGCAAUGUUUACUGAAUCUUUAAAACUGUGUAUUUGACCUUUUUUUUACAACACUGGUGACAGUCAUAUGGUUUUGAAAAAAAGGAACUUGGCUUCUUCCCCAGCUUUUCUCACUUUGACCCCAAACUCCCACUUUUCCCCCCCACCCUCAUUUUCCCCACUGCCUGUGGAGUGAUUGAUUGACAGUGUCCUUGUCCACACAUUGUAAACUGCUCUGCAUAUAAACUGAGGGUAAAAUGUUUUUCACCUUAAUGUUAAGGGAGAAAUCAGAUUCCCCAAAUAGUGUGUAUAUAUGUAAUAACAGCAUCAUACAAAUACAUAUAUGCAGCGCUUGUUGUCCAAGUAAAAAUUAAAAUAAGUGGGAGAGAGAGGAAGAAGUAAAACCAUAUGAAACUGAAAAAAAUAUAUAUGAAAUGGACAAAAAGCUUUUUCUUAAAAACAAAAACAAACCAAACUUUUUACUUCCAUCAUACUUUUUUAGCCUGUUGCUACAGAGAGACACAAAGUGAACAAACUGGUAUGACUGUUGUUCUCUUGUGUGUUUGUGCUUGUAAUGAAAGUCGACAGCCAAUUUUCUUGUGGUCUACUACUGUGUCACAGUGAAAGAGACACUACUUUGGGUAAAGAUUUCUCUUCUCCUGUACCAACUGUUACAGUGUUAUGUUGUGUUUGAAAUGUAUAUGGUUUAUUUCAAUCGGAACAGAAGCUGUGGGUUUCUACAAAAAGUCAGGUAUUUGUUCCCUAACCUGUGUCUCGAAGCAAAGUCACUUUUGUAACAGUUUACCACUAGGCUUGAUGAUAAUGUGAAAGACUGAAUUCCGAGUGGGUUAAGAUGGUAUUAAUCAUGUCAGUGUCAUGUCACUAAGUUUAAUGCUGCUGUAAAAGAAGUUUUUUAAAGCCAAUCUAUGGACUAAAUUGCUUCCAGGUGAUUUUUGAUUUCCUAAAGUGCACUGAGGUUAUCUGGAAGAUUGGGUGUAUUUUUCUCUGACUGCUGCUUUCAACAGCAGUGAACAACUACCACUGUAUAGUCGUAGGUCUAAGGGGUUCGGGUGGGGGGAGGGGGUGGCUACCUUUGUUUUCCCAUUCCUCAGAACAGAGCAGAAACGAUAGAUUUGUUCGGUGGAGUAUGGCUGGUGUGCAGCGGAGGAACUUAAGUAUCCAGUCUUGGGUCAGAAGCCUGGCACAUUGCUAGACAAAAGGAGAAAAGCUUGAAGGAAAAAGAAGCUAAAUUUAAUGCUUCAUAGGUAGGAUUUAUAUUUAUAGCAUCAAUGUACAUUUUGAAACUUUCUUUCAGAAGUGGGAGUUAUGGGGAAGGGAAAAGGGGGGUGGGUAUGAAGGGGUAGAUGAAAGCUUUAAUUUAAAAAGAAAAAGUUUGAGUAAAGGAAAUUAUUUUGAUUAAAUAUAUUUUAUUUGAUCUGGGUAUUUUUGGACCACAUUAUUAAAUUAAUUGUUAAGCUGCAGUUGAGUUGUUCAAGUGAGAGUUUGAUAAGCCACGUAUGAACGCAUUGUGAAUCACUUGCCAGUUGUACUUUAUGGAGCUUAUUUUAUGAUUUAAAAUACUGUACUGUACAUAGGAGGUAUGUUACCUUCUCCUUAUUUGUAUGUUUACCAUAUACUUUGAUAUUUGAAAUGUUAUGUACUGGAAAGGCCACUUAUAUUUCUAGAACAGAUUGGAUUUUAUGCAACCUUUUUUCCUUGAAUUAACAGCAAUAAAAAAAAAUGAAAA
Molecule: messenger RNA, 5729 nt
Organism: Choloepus didactylus (southern two-toed sloth)
Lineage: Eukaryota; Metazoa; Chordata; Mammalia; Pilosa; Megalonychidae
Gene: ZCCHC2
Product: zinc finger CCHC-type containing 2
Exons: 14
Coding region: 133-3687 (1184 amino acids)
Molecular function (GO): zinc ion binding; phosphatidylinositol binding; nucleic acid binding
Source: RefSeq, a predicted model, not a curated record